Messenger RNA from Torulaspora globosa, 1767 nucleotides. It is a transcript of the gene DTR1, whose product is annotated as Dtr1p. The record is from RefSeq and is a predicted model, not a curated record. Gene Ontology annotation, biological process: transmembrane transport; amine transport. The transcript has a single exon. Bases 1 to 1767 code for a protein of 588 amino acids. NCBI's taxonomy places the organism in Eukaryota, Fungi, Ascomycota, Saccharomycetes, Saccharomycetales, Saccharomycetaceae. Gene Ontology annotation, molecular function: amine transmembrane transporter activity.
AUGACAAAAAAUGAGGCGAUGGACAGCGAAAGAAAUCCAGUGGAUCACUCAGAAUCUGAGGCAGAUCCAGGCAUAGAUCAAGCCAUAAGCAUGAUAACUUUUCAGUCAACGGACGCCAACAUGUUGAGCACGAUAACUGCCCCACUGGAGAAUGUUCCAUCACCGAUGGCCGAAGACGAAGAUUCAAACAGUGUGCGAUCGAAAAGCGUCAAGAGCGCUGGAUUGGGAGUCGCUUCACCAGAUAGCCAAAAGUCUAUGGAGUUAAAUAACUCAAAUGGCGAGCAGUUAGAUGAGAAAAAGCUUCAGGACACGGCAAGAGAAGGGGUGCCCUAUACCUGUUUCACCAAGGGCCAGGUAGCUCUGAUUUUCGGGAUAGUCAUAUACAUUGGAUUUUUAGGACCUAUGGCUGGAAACAUUUACAUUCCGGCGUUACCAUUGUUGCAAAAUGAAUUUCACGUUAAUGAGACAACCAUAAACUCGACUGUGUCUGUUUUCAUGGGGGUUUUUGCCGUUGGGCCGUUAUUCUGGGGUAUGUUUGCUGAUCUUACUGGCCGGAAAUUUCUGUACAUCAUGUCACUAGUGCUUUUGAUGGUAGUAAAUAUUCUAUUGGCAACUGUACCGGCGAAUAUUGUGGCUCUCUACAUCUUACGGGUUUUCCAAGCUUUCGGAUCCAGUUCAGUCAUUGCACUUGGGACCGGCACCGUGACAGACGUAUCGGCACCGAAGAACCGAGGUAAAGCAGUCGCAUAUUUCAUGAUGGGACCCAAUAUGGGACCCAUCCUGGCGCCCAUAAUUUCAGGUUUGAUUCUGAUGAACGGCGAUCACUGGAGGUGGCUUUUUGGCUUUACGAGCAUUAUGAGCGGUGUCGCACUCUUAUUAGUCCUCGCUUUAUUGCCAGAAACCCUAAGGUGCAUAGUUGGUAAUGGCGAUCAACGCUGGAACACCGCAAGCAAAAAUGAUGAAAUCCAAACCCUGGACCAGGAGACUGGAGAAGCACACGGAUUUGUCCAGACCCCCAGGAUAAGGUUAUUUCAAGACAUUGGUAUUUUAAAACCAGUGAACGAAAGCCCUCUAUUUCAAAAGCUAUAUCCGAGGCCUUCAAAACCGUCCAUUACUACCUACUGGCAUAUGAUUAAAUUUCUACCGCUAACGGUUUCUUCGCUGAGCACAGCCCUUCUGUUUGCCAGCUAUUAUGCUUUCACCGUCACUUUUGCUCAUUUUUUACAGGCCGACUACCAUCUUUCCAUGCUGGAAGUCGGCGCAUCCUACGUGUGUCCUGGUGUAGCGAUGCUGUUGGGCUCACAGACCGGAGGACAUCUUUCAGACUACUUAAGAAAACGAUGGCUACGUUCCCAUCCUGGUCUACUAUUUCCGCUAGAAUAUCGCCUCAUUCUGCAAAUCUGGGGCAUAGCCCUAAAUACUGCAGGCUGCAUUGGCUACGGAUGGUCAAUCCAGCGUCACUACCAUCUGUCUGUCGUCCUCGUAUUUUCAGCUCUAAGCGCUUUCGGUUUGACUUGGUGCAGUAAUACGACGAUGACAUAUUUAAGUGAACUAAUGGCUAGACGUACCGCUGGAGCCAUUGCAAUCAGCAGUUUUUUCAGAAACGUAGGUGCUACGAUCAGCUCAGCAAUUAUAAGUAAACUAUAUCUUGCCAUGGGUAUCGGCUGGUGUUUUUCAGGUUUAGGUCUCUGCAACGUCAUUUCGCUUGCAGCCAUUCUAUACCUAAUAAAAUAUGGCAAUUAUUUCCAUCAAGAAUACAAACCAUAA